AUGGACGGAUUUGACGAAGAAGCAUUCAAUAAAUUCUUCCCUUCUAGUUUUGGAAAGCAGGAGAAGUCGGUUGAUGUUGACUCGCAGAUCAAUCGCUCCAAGCGCGCCGAGGUUUCGGCGCAACUCACGCUGGAAGGCAAUGAACCAAGCACAUCCACAAGCGCCCCUGGUGCGCAACAAGCAGGCAGUGAAGAUGAGAAAAGGGAUGAUGAUAAUCAUAGCGACGACAGUGGCGACGACUCAGACGAUGACGAGGAUGAGUUCCCCGUAUCGCAUGAGCUUGUUCUCAAGACCCACGAGCGUGCUGUUACAACUAUGACCGUGGACCCUUCAGGUGCACGACUAAUCACAGGUUCGACCGAUUGCACGUUGAAGCUCCAUGACUUUGCCUCAAUGACCCCGUCAACCAUUCGCGCCUUCAAGUCUGUCGACCCUUCCCUCAAGAAACAAUCAGCAGCGCAGGACACCCACGCCGUUCACUACGCCGCUUUCAAUCCACUUUCGCCAAGUUAUGUACUUGUCGUGACCGCGACAGCACAGCCCCGGAUCCUGGACCGCGAUGGCGAAACCCUGACAGAGUUUGUCAAAGGAGAUAUGUAUUUGCGCGAUCUACACCACACCAAAGGUCAUAUCUCCGAAGUGACAUGCGGUGCCUGGAGCCCCUCCGAUCUCAACCUAUGUGCAACUGCUGGAAGUGACAGCACCAUUCGAGUUUGGGAUGCGAAUGUGGGCCGCUCGCAGAGGGAGGUAAUUGUGCACAAGUCACGCGCCGCUGGCUCCGCUGGUCGAACCAAGAUGACUGCUAUCGCUUGGGGUACCCCAAAGCAGGGAGGGUCUGAUAUCCUUGUGGGGGCAGGUCUCGAUGGCAGUCUGGCCAUGUGGAGCGGAAACGGUCCCUACACACGACCCAGCGCAGAGAUUCGGGAUGCCCAUGUCAAGAAUACAUGGACAAGCGGACUAGAUGUCAGUUCCGAUGGAAGGCUUGUCAUCAGCCGUGGGGGUGAUGAUACAAUUAAACUGUGGGAUACCAGAAAGUUCAAGACACCGGUUACUACCAUUGAACACAAAUCGACAUCCUUCCGCUACCCAACAUCAAAUAUCAAGUUCUCUCCUUCGUCUGCAAAUGUGCUUGUGGGCUCAGAAACUGGUCAUCUACACAUCCUCAACCCGGCAACUCUCAGGCCAGAGCUGGUCACUCCUGUCACACCGGGAUCACCUCUGAUUACUGUAUUCUGGCAUGAGAAGCUCAAUCAGAUCCUGACGGGCUCUGCCAAUGCUGAAACGCAUGUCCUCUAUAACCCCACCACAUCCUUCAAGGGUGCCGCCACGGUCAUGUCCAAGGCACCCAAACGCCGCCACCUAGAUGAUAAUGUCACUCUGACUACGGACCUGACUCAAGGGUUGGCAGGAGACUCCGUUGUUGUUGGCUCCAAUGGUGUUCCACACUAUAGCUCGGCCACCUGGUCUGCCCGUCACCCCAAUGUUGGUCUGACAGCUUCCGGUCGCUCUCGAGACCCUCGUCGGCCGCACUUGCCUCUUCAAACGCCGUUCGCGCAGUCUACGCCAGAUGAAAGACACAUUCGUGAGAAUAUCCCGCUUAGUUCUAUGCGAGAUGAGGACCCGAGGGAGGCACUCUUGAAGUAUGCCGAAAAGGCCGAGAAGGACCCUAUCUUCACCAAGGCAUACAAGGAGACACAACCCGACGCCAUCUAUGCAGAUCUCAGUGACGACGAAGAAAAAGGACCCGAAAAAAAGAAGGCUAGGCGAUGA
This is a messenger RNA of Penicillium antarcticum, 1770 nucleotides long. RefSeq names its product WD40 repeat domain-containing protein. Gene Ontology annotation, molecular function: protein binding. Lineage: Eukaryota; Fungi; Ascomycota; Eurotiomycetes; Eurotiales; Aspergillaceae. The record is from RefSeq and is a predicted model, not a curated record. The transcript has a single exon. The coding region runs from base 1 to 1770 and encodes 589 amino acids. Gene Ontology annotation, biological process: regulation of DNA double-strand break processing. Gene Ontology annotation, cellular component: site of double-strand break; nucleus.